AUGGAAAAAUACGAAGUCCUAAAUGUCAUAGGAGAAGGGUAAUUUCUAUUCAGAACGUACGGAACAGUCGUCAAAGCUCUUCACAAAGAAACUGGCAUGACCGUUGCUAUAAAAAAGUUUAAAGAAGGUGACGAAAAUGAGCACGUCAAGAAAAUCGCCUUACGAGAAGUCCGGAUGCUGAAACUCAUGCGGCACCAAAACAUAGUUUCCUUAUUAGAGUUCUUCCAGCGAAAAGGUAGGCUACACCUGAUCUUUGAGUACGUCGACAACACAAUUUUAGAGAAAAUUGAAAGGAGCCCUGAAGGAUUAGAUGAGCUGACUGUUAAGAGAAUUAUGUUCCAACUGCUGGAAGCGCUGAAAUAUUGCCACACUCAUAAUAUUGUGCAUAGAGACGUGAAGCCUGAAAAUCUUCUUAUUUCAAAUAAAGGGGUGCUAAAGCUGUGUGAUUUUGGCUUUGCGAGACUAAUUUUAAUUUAAUUAUAAGAAGGUGGGAUGUUUUUAAAAAAAAAAAAUUAGAUAAUUUGGGCUUCGUGAGACAGCUGAAUUCAAAAGCCGGGAAUUAUACGGACUAUGUAUCUACUAGAUGAUAUAGAGCGCCUGAGUUGCUUGUAGGGGAUACACGGUAUGGAAAAGAGAUUGAUAUAUGGGCUGUUGGGUGUUUAUUUGCAGAGCUACUUACUGGGCAGCCUUUAUUUCCGGGGGAUAAUGAUUUGGAUACUCUUUAUAAGAUCAUGAAAUUAUGUGGUGGGAAUUUGCCGGAAAAGUAUGUAACUGCAUUUCAGAACAACCCGAUAUACCAAGGACUAGAUGUAUGAUUUAAUUAGAAAAAAGUUACCAUUAAACAAUUUAGAGUCUGUUAUCAAAAAGAAAUUCUAUUUUCUGCCGGAUCCAUCUAUUAGUUUUUUAAAAGCCUGUUUAGUUUAUGACCAACAUCAAAGGCCAACCUGUCAAGAACUGUUAGAUCAUCCAUAUUUUGAUAAGACCUUUAAGCAGACGUUUGAAUUAGAACUUCUUAAAAUUUUAAGUGAAGAAUUGCAAGAGAAAAGAAUUUCUAAUAAAAAGCACGCUUAUAGUGAAAAUAACACUCCAGAGCCUUCAUUUUUGAAGCCAAUUAAAAGAGAUAAAUCGCCGAAUAUAACUCCGCUGCAUGCAGUGCAAAUAAAAUACGAUGAAUUUGUCCCUCGGAUAAUAAAACAAAUUCCUUCUAAUAUUAGACAAUCCAAAGAUAAUGAAAGGUUUUCCAGUCUUUUCCCUGAAAUUUCUACCAGAAGAGAUGAAGAAUCUCCCUUAAAAAAGCCGAGCAUGAAAAAGCUUCAAAAACUGAGCAUUUUAAAGCCUAAAGACGUCAAACAUGUUUUUGAGCCAAAAAAACAGAUGCCGCACCGCAGCCGAAAUCCUUCAAUGGUCUACGACAAUCUUAACCCUAACGACAGUUUCUAUCGGGCUUCCUUCGUAAGCCCCACACUUUCCCACAGAAACCGGAACUUCAGCAAGCAAGAAAUCAACCCCUCUACCCCUGGGGAAAGAAAUUCCAUGGUUUUUCCUCAAAGAUAUUCAUUUAAAAGACAGCUUUUAAAUGAAAGCCAUUCCAAUAUGUAAUUUACAUAUAGAAAACAGAGACCUGGGUAUAUUUCUAUACAAUCAUUUUCAAGAAGAGUUUAA
This is a messenger RNA of Blepharisma stoltei, 1662 nucleotides long. Lineage: Eukaryota; Ciliophora; Heterotrichea; Heterotrichida; Blepharismidae. The record is from the annotation of a GenBank genome assembly.